CAAAGGGCGUAGGGUACUGACAGUCAAAGACUGGGAAAGUGGAUACACAGUACAUCCAAGGGGCGUAGGGUACUGACAGUCAAAGCCUGGGCAAGUGGAUAUUUAGUACAUCCAAAGGGCGUAGGGUACUGACAGUCAAAGCCUGGGAAAGUGGACAUAUAACACAUCCAAAGGGCGUAGGGUACUGACAGUCAAAGCGUGGAAAGUGGAUAUUUAGUACAUCCAAAGGGCGUAGGGUACUGACAGUCAAAGCGUGGAAAGUGGAUAUUUAGUACAUCCAAAGGGCGUAGGGUACUGACAGUCAAACGUGGGAAAGGACCUGCCAAACAGUAUAAUAUACGCACUUAUCGGAAGUACCUGUCAAUCACCACAUAUGUUUUACGUCUUCUUACAUAUUUACGUUUUACAAUAUCUGCCUCAAGGGGCCACGCCACCGGAAACAUAACCGACAAUUAUACGUCUUGUGGCCACGCCUACUAAACAUUUACAUAAUCAUAUAAAAUGCGCUCAAAAAGAUGAUCUUGACAUGCAGAUAACGCCACACCAUAUAAUCGAAAAUACAAUUCAAAGCCACGUCAAACCAAACUCAAUCACCACUGUAACAGCUGGUGUACGUUUAUUUAAUCUACAAGAAAAACAUUUUAUUCGGAUGUGCAUUAGAAUACUAUGACCCCCACCACUAUAUUCUCUACAUUAUAAUUUUACACAAGGAUUUGUAGAACACAUUACUGUGGAGAUUCGAUUUUUGGGCAACAGCUUCACACUUCUGCCAAGCUGACUAUGUACGUAAUACAUUAAACACGACUGGGGAUCUGGGGACACUUGAUACCUGCUGGGUAAUCGAUUCUCCCUGGAGUAUCACUGACGAAAGCGGUUGGCUUUUUUGGUUAUGCAGUGUCAGUUUACAUAUUGUGUUGGGUAAAAGCUGACAUGUUUUGCUAUUCUUCAAAUGUUAAGCGAUGAGAAUAACUUGUCGAAAAUGUUUUCUCAUCGUUUUGUUAAGUUUCUUGUCAAUACUGAUGUAUUUACGGUCUAGUACUAGAAGUAGCUAUAAUAUUUAUCGACCUCGGUUAGCUGAACAUAGGGCAGACAAGUGGUUGAGUGAACAUCAUGAAAACCACCAAGCAGCUCGCGCCAACCUGACGAACUCCAUACAAAGAAAGGACACUUUUGACAACACACACAACUCUUCCGACUGCAGAACAGGCAUCCGAUUUUCCUAUGUACCCCUUUCUCUGACGGCACUGGCAAGUUUUCCCGGGACAGGCAAUACCUGGGUAAGGCACCUCAUCGAGCGAAUGACAGGGCUUGCAACAGGCUCCGUCCAUCAUGACAGAUCCUUGCUGGAUGUGUUCUGCGGAGAAGAGCGAGCUGACCAUUCCGUUGUGGCUAUCAAGACACACCUGAGAUAUCCCGACAACACCUUUACACCUGACAAGGUGCUGCUGAUCAUCAGAAACCCAUACCACGCCAUUGUCGCCAACUUCAACAGGGUAUUCUCGGGACAACACACAGGCACUGCACCUAUAAAGGCCUGGCAGAAAUAUUGGGAGUCUGAAAGCAGCCGUUUCCGACGUGCCUGGCUUCCGUUCUACAGGUCGUGGUUGCAGGCGGACCACGUGAUGCCGAUAGUCUACGAGAAUAUCCAGGCUAACCUGGAGAAAGAGCUGGCUCGUAUUCUGUCGUUUCUUGGCGUGGUCGGAGAUGUCAGGCGUGCUGUUGUUGACCCAGAAGGGAGCUUCCAUAGGCAACCUAUUAAGUUUGCGUCGUCACUCCAGCAGUAUACAGUAUCUCAGAGGCGGCGCGUCAACAGAAUCAUUGACCACACCCAAACCAUUUUCUCGAAAACAUUCUCAUACGAAAGCUAUAGUUACAAUUUGACAGAGUGGAAAUUAUGAAAGAUGUCAAUUUUAUCCUGAAUUUGGAAAAUAUUCGAUUGUGUAUAGUCAAUAAGAAGUUUGAGUUCACAAUAAAAACCUCUGAUUGAAAUA
Molecule: messenger RNA, 1991 nt
Organism: Haliotis rufescens (red abalone)
Lineage: Eukaryota; Metazoa; Mollusca; Gastropoda; Lepetellida; Haliotidae
Product: WSCD family member GA21586-like
Exons: 3
Coding region: 960-1898 (312 amino acids)
Source: RefSeq, a predicted model, not a curated record